Messenger RNA from Acanthopagrus latus (yellowfin seabream), 2011 nucleotides. RefSeq lists its product as uncharacterized. NCBI's taxonomy places the organism in Eukaryota, Metazoa, Chordata, Actinopteri, Spariformes, Sparidae. The transcript is spliced from 5 exons. The record is from RefSeq and is a predicted model, not a curated record. Gene Ontology annotation, biological process: regulated exocytosis. Gene Ontology annotation, cellular component: lysosomal membrane; trans-Golgi network membrane. Bases 239 to 1543 code for a protein of 434 amino acids.
GAAAAAAGGAGAGAGAGAAAAAAAAAACUCUUGUGUGGGCGGAGGAAAAAGCCUAGUAUUUUGUCCGUCCUGAAAUUUGAUUCAGAAGUUCAGGAUCCUGGAAGACAAAAAAGCAAACGGAGGGGGAGGGAAGAGAAGGACGGAGCGUUUCUGUUGUUUUUUUUUUUUUUUUUUUUUCUACUGCGAGAAGAGUAAACUCACCAAAUACUCUGCGACCUCCGACUAAAGCUGUGUGACUAUGAGCACCUCGGGGCUUCAGGCCACGAACCCGCAGAAUGCGAAGGAGCUCGACAGCAUGAAGGAGUCGAUCAGCGACAUCAUCAACCAGCUCCAGGACAUCGACCCCACCAGGCUCUCCUUCUCCCCCUUCCUGGACCUGGACACUCAGAUCUCAUUGGCGCCGGUGUCAGACAGUCCCGAGUCGUCGGUGGAGGAGCUUCACUCGUCCUCCCACUCCGUCUCCGGCUCACAGCACUCCCUUGAACCGCCACCAGCAACCAAUCAGCCAAGGAGCCCUGCUCCCUGCCACCAGCAGCCCAGAGACGACCUCCUAGAGGAGCCACGAGCAGAUCAGAAGGAGGAGGGGGAGCUGGAUCAAACUCUUUCCAGUCCCAUCAUCACAGCGCACAAUUUGGACGCUGCCACGGAAAACUGCAUCAGCUGUCCAACCCCGGCCUCUCAGGGAGACAUUCCCAACGGCACAGACACGCCGAGAUGGAGUCCAGAAUCCACCGCUCUGGACUGCACGCUGGAUGAGGGUCGCCCUCUGAUCGGACCGCCGCCGGAGAGCGUGGAGCUGACUGUGUGGAGCUCGGAGGGGCGGGGAGAGACUUGCGAGGCGGCAGAGGAGGCUUCAGGUCGGGGACGGUGCUGCUGCCAGUCUCGCUGCUGUCAGAGCGGCCGAGUUCCUGCGCUCUUCUCAGUCCUGGCCUCUCUUCUGUGUGCAGCCGGGAUAUUAUAUGCACUCUAUUUCUACGUCCCAGUUAAACCCCCCAACUGCCCCGACACAGGCAGCCGCGUCGUUUUCGUCCUGUGCUGCUGCGUGGUGGCAGCCAUCCCCAUCCUGCUCGCGAUGCUCAUGGGUGCAGCGUGCCAGUUCUGCACAGCCUCCUUCAAUCUGCAGGAGCCGUUUCCCAGAGGACGGGCGCUUCAGCAGCUGUUCGUCACGUCGUCCUUGGAGCAGUUACUCCUCUACGUCCUCAACCUCGUCGUUAUGGCCGUUUUGCUGCCACAAGAUGAGCUGAAGUUGGUCCCUAUACUCGUCGCCAUGUUCAUCUUCGGAAGGCUUGUUUACUGGGUCAGCCUGAACGCGUGCAGCUCCUGGCGAGGCUUCGGCUCCGGCCUGACAGUCUUCCCACUCCUCGCCAUGGUGGCUCUCAAUCUGUUCCUCAUGUACACCCUGAAUCUCAAAGAGCCGCUUCUUGGCUCUCAGGACGUCCUCUAUAAUCAGGUCACCCCCUCUUCUUCCUGGUCAGGGGAGACAUCACAGAGCCCGAGUGGCACCCCAGACAUCCUACCCACAGACAUCCUGGACGCUCAGUGAGGAGGCGAGCUGCGCUUUCUUCUCUCAGAGGAGGAGAUCUUUCCAAAAAUAGGUCAUUCCUGUGGUUCGCAGUUCAGCACAGCAACACACGCUGCAACUAUAACCUCCAAGUCUGUGACAGCUUAACUUGUGUUUUUGCUCCUCCUAUACAGGACGUUUUUCUUUUUUUAAUGUGGAUUCAUGCUUAUUAUCUGAACGCAAGAGCUCUUUCCCUGCUAGUGGCGGAGGAAGCCUUUGAACAAUGCUGUAGUCUUAAAACAUUUGUCCUUUUAAGCUGUUCCAGUGCCUAUAUUUAAUGUUUUGAACUCCAAGUACUUAAAAGCUCUGUUAUAUAUGUGGCUGAAUUUGGACCUUGAAAAAAAAAAAAAAACAAAACAGGAAGAAAGCAACUUGUCAGACUUUAUUAUUAUCCCAACUGUCCAAGACGUUUGUACAUGAUGAAGACAGAAUAAAAGCCAUUUGUUAAAA